AGAGCUCCUCCUGGGCCCGCGAACUUGGCCAUUCAGCCACCGCUGUCCCAGUUGAGCGCCCGCGCGCCUCUGUCUGAGAAGCCCGGCGCUGUUUCUCCAGCCCAGAAGAAGAUGGCAAAGGUGGCCAAAGACCUCAAUCCAGGAGUUCAGAAGAUGUCCCUGGGCCAGCAGCAGUCAGCAAGAGGUGUGCCUUGUUUGAGAUGCAAGGGGACGUGUUCAGGCUUCGAGCCACAUUCGUGGAGGAAAAUAUGCAAGUCAUGCAAAUGCAGCCAGGAAGACCACUGCCUGAGCUCCGACCUAGAAGAUGAUCGGAAAAUUGGCCGCUUGCUGAUGGACUCCAAGUAUUCCACCCUCACGGCCCGAGUGAAAGGCGGGGAUGGCAUCCGAAUUUACAAGAGGAACCGUAUGAUCAUGACUAAUCCCAUUGCCACUGGGAAAGAUCCCACCUUUGACACCAUCACCUAUGAGUGGGCUCCCCCCGGAGUCACCCAGAAACUGGGCCUGCAGUACAUGGAGCUCAUCCCAAAGGAGAGGCAGCCAGUGACCGGCACCGAGGGCGCCUAUUACCGCCGCCGACAGCUCAUGCAUCAGCUCCCAAUCUACGACCAGGACCCAGCUCGCUGCCGUGGACUUUUGGAGAAUGAGCUGAAACUAAUGGAAGAAUUUGUCAAGCAAUAUAAGAGCGAGGCCCUCGGCGUGGGAGAAGUGGCCCUCCCUGGGCAGGGUGGCUUGCCCAAGGAAGAGGGCAAGCAGCAGGAAAAGCCAGAGGGUGCAGAGCCUGCUGCUCCAACCACCAAUGGCAACAUUGGCGAUCCCACCAAAGAAUACGUGUGUGAGCUCUGCAAGGGAGCAGCGCCUGCUGACAGCCCCGUGGUCUACGUGGACAGGGCCGGCUACGACAAGCAGUGGCAUCCUGCCUGCUUUGUGUGCGUCAAGUGCUCCGAGCCGCUGGUGGACCUCAUCUACUUCUGGAAGGAUGGUGCGCCCUGGUGCGGCCGCCACUACUGCGAAAGCAUCCGGCCCCGGUGCUCCGGCUGCGAUGAGAUAAUAUUCUCGGAGGACUACCAGCGUGUGGAAGACCUGGCCUGGCACCGAAAGCACUUUGUCUGUGAGGGCUGCGAGCAGCAGCUCAGUGGCCGGGCAUACAUCGUCACCAAGGGUCAGCUUCUGUGCCCAACUUGCAGCAAGUCCAAACGCUCCUGAAGGGCUGCCUGUCCAUGGCCAGAAUCCACAGGCACCCUGUGAGGAGGAAAGCCAGGUGUGCUGAGGCCUUCCUACAGGUCUGAUGUGACAACCUGCAAGCAACAAAAACAGUGAUAAUUUUUUCAGUGAGAAUAUAUAUACACAUAUAUUCUAGGUGGGUGGUGGUGGAUCCUUGAGGGUCAAUAGUUUCAAAGCCAGAAAUGCUCUGAGAAGUCUUAGGAUGGAGUUAUUUUGUUUUUGUUGCUGUUGUUUCCCAGCUACCAACUAAAGACACAACCACUGCAAGGGAUGUCUAGGAGGAGUUUCCCAGAAUGCAGUUCUGAGUGAUGGAAUCACGUAGCUGUAGAAUGUGCGUGCUUUUCCGUGAGCCUGGGAGCUCCCCCAUGAGCAGGGUGGUAUCCCAACAAUCGUUUGUUGCCUCCUUUCAAAUGGAAUUGGAAUUUUAAAUAAAAACCUCUUUUUGGCAUGAUAAACAUCCUAUCAAUAAACAUUUUAUGUAGUCCA
Molecule: messenger RNA, 1707 nt
Organism: Phyllostomus hastatus (greater spear-nosed bat)
Lineage: Eukaryota; Metazoa; Chordata; Mammalia; Chiroptera; Phyllostomidae
Gene: LMCD1
Product: LIM and cysteine rich domains 1
Exons: 6
Coding region: 112-1203 (363 amino acids)
Molecular function (GO): zinc ion binding
Source: RefSeq, a predicted model, not a curated record